Molecule: messenger RNA, 3428 nt
Organism: Diorhabda carinulata
Lineage: Eukaryota; Metazoa; Arthropoda; Insecta; Coleoptera; Chrysomelidae
Product: solute carrier family 66 member 2
Exons: 5
Coding region: 188-1003 (271 amino acids)
Biological process (GO): phospholipid translocation; retrograde transport, endosome to Golgi
Cellular component (GO): endosome; trans-Golgi network
Source: RefSeq, a predicted model, not a curated record
GAGUACUAUGCUAAACAAAGGUUAUGCCACACGCAUGACUUUUAUGCAUCUAAUCAAAAUUCGGUUCUUUUUAUCCUGGCAUUUGACAUUUUGUGCAUUGUAGCAAUCUGUCAGCCACCUGCUAAGUGACAUAAAUAGUGACUAGACAAUGUUAAAUUUAUUCCCUGUUUAAAGAAUUGAAUCAAAAAUGGAUUGGGUAAUAUCAGACGAAUUAUCUUUAACUGUAGGAACAGUUGUUGGCUGGGUAAGUGCAGGAGCUAUGAUUAUAGGUGGUGUCAUCCCUUACAUACCCCAAUACAGACAGAUACGAAAAACAAAAGAUGCAGAGGGAUUCUCUUUGUUAGUGUGUCUCGCACUUCUAAUAGCUAAUACGUUAAGAAUAAUGUUCUGGUUUGGAAGGCAUUUUGAAUAUCCUCUUUUGAUUCAGAGCGUAAUAAUGAAUUUCACUAUGUUUCUCAUGAUUCAUUUGUGCGUUAGGGUAAGAAAUAGAAAUCAGUUACUUCAGGCUAGGCAAAGGAUUUUCACAGCAAAACCUCAGGAAGUACAGAGAUUGCUUAAUUCAAAACCUCGUAGUUCCUCGUGCAGUAUAAGUGAUUUUGAUGCCAAGUACUUUUGGAAUUGGUCAGAUUUUCAAUCGUAUCUGGAUUGUAUGUUGAUUUUCACGAUUGCUACGUCAUUAUUGAUGUACAUAUUCAUAGAUUAUUUAAUAUUUGUCGAAACCGUUGGAUUUUUGGCGUUGUUCACCGAGGCUAUGUUAGGAAUGCCUCAAUUAAUUAAAAAUUAUAGAAAUAAAUCGACGGAAGGGAUGAGCAUCAGUAUGGUGGUGAUGUGGACUUGCGGAGACAUAUUUAAAACUUCGUAUUUUUUAUUGCGCGACGCUCCGUUGCAAUUUUGGAUAUGCGGUUCGGUGCAAGUAACGGUAGACUUACUGAUAUUACUUCAAGUUUUCAUUUACCGCGGUAAUAUCGAUCCACCGCGACCGACGCCGCAUCGGAUCGAUUGAGUAGUUAUCAUAUGGACGCAGGGCGAGAAAAUCAACAAAGAAAUCAACAAUCCCGCAGUAGCGGGCAUCAUUAACGAUAAUAAAAUCGAUAAAAAAGUUAACGGCGACACCGAACUAAGUGAAUCGGUAAAUAACAGCGACUCUAGUGCCGAUACGGGUAUCAAUACCGCCGAGGAAAAAUUUAAUUGUACCGCUAACGUCGAGGUGCAUAAAGAACAUUUUUAUUCUAAUUCUAGUAAGGCUGUUAGUAGAGAUAGUAUUGUAGAUAUUGUUAAUAACGUAGAGAGAUUGGGGGUGAACGGUGUUAUGAAACGCGUCUCUUAUAAAGAACGCGCUAAAAAUAAAGUCAACAAACUUAUCCACAGGCAUACGUUAUGACGUUUACCUAUUUCCGGAACAAAAAUUUCGUUUUAUUAUUCUGGCUUCCUUUCGCUAAUUGCGUUCUUCCUAAUAUAAAAAAGCGAUAAUUUGAGUUUGUGCUUUUAUCUUGGAUUGGAAAAUUAAAUGUAAAAAGGGGGAAACACACGUAACGGCACCGCAAGUCGUCUAAACUAUGUCGAACAUUUGAUAUAAAUCUUUUUAAUGACAUCGAUAGCGUUGAAAUUGUUGUUUCCUAAAGCGACAAUUUGAUUUUGGGGUGGCAUCUGGUAAGGAAAUUUGACGUGUAAAGGCGGAAACACACGUAACCGGAACGUAAAUUGACGCCACAACAAGAAAAUUUGAAAUCAGUCUCAAAAUUGUUUUCAAAAUCGACAAUUGAAAUUUUUUGGUCGAAUCUUUAAUGGAAAUUUUAUAUUUAAAGGCGGAAUCACACAUAACCGGACCGUAAAUUGACGACACAACAAGAAAAUUUGAAAUAAGUCUCAAAAUUGGAUCAAAAAGUCUUAACAUUUUGUUUGGUGUUAUCGAUUCGAUCAAAAUUAUUCCCCAAAUCGAUUUUUUUGAGAUGGUGCUUCAAUCUUAGAUAAAAAUUUAAUCUAUAAAGGGGGCUUCACACGUGACGGCACGCGAAAUUUGAAAUAAGUAGUUAAAUUGUUCCCAAAAUCGACAAUUGGAAUUUUUUUGGGAGAAUCUGGGAUGAAAAUUGAAGGUUUAAAGGGGAAAAACACGUAAUUUGAGUUGUUCGUUGACUCUGGAUGGAAAUUAAAUGUAUAGAAGUGGAAACACGUGAGUGGAUUGCAAAUCGACGGUACUACAUGAAAAUUUAAAAUUAAUCUCAAAAUUUUCAUUUCAAUCACAGAUGUCGUCAAAAUUUUUGUUUUCUAAAGCAAAAAUUUGAAUUUGUCGUUGACUAUGGGAUAAAAAUUAAACAUAUAAAGGUGGAAACACACGUAACCGAACAGUAAAUCGACGGUACUACGGAGAAAUUCGCAUGAAUAUCAAAAUUUUCUUUGAAAUCAUCAAUUGGAUCAAAAGCAACCAUUGAAGUUUGUGAUUUAUUUUGGGAUCGAAAUUGAUCGUGUAAAGGUUGAAACACACGUAACAGUACCAAAAAUUCGAAAUAAAUCUCAAAAUUUUCCUUGAUAUCUUCGAUAGGAAAAUUAUUGAUAAUGUUCGUUUAGGUAGUACGUUAUAAUCAUAAAAAUUAACCGUCCGGUUUGCAAUUUACUAGCCGCGCGGUACCGUGACGUGUGACUGUGUCUUAAUUCCUUCAACGAUAUUAAAUCAUUACCGAGAAGUUGUCUGCAUUAUAUUUCAUCGUAACUAUGAAGUUUUCCUAAUUUUUGAUGCUACUCAAAUUGUGCCAUAACUAAAACUGUUUUUCCAUGGCAUUCCGAUUUACUAACGUUUAUAUUAACGGUCUCCAAUUCACUAACCGCGCGGUGUCGUUACGUGUAUAAGGGUCCUAAGUCACAAAAGUAAUUGUCGAUACAGUCGUAUCUUUUCUUCAGGAAUAUUAAAUUCAUAUUCUACUGAACAAAAAAAAUAAUUAACAAUGUAUUUUUCUUCAAUUAAUAAUAGUUUUAAAAUGCCUGCACAUGCACGUCAUCGUCACUGUUUGGUUUGAAAUUUACUCGCCGCGCGGUGCCGUGACGUGUGACUGGGUCUUAACUCCUUCAACUUCGAACUUCUGAUCGCUUUAAAAAUUCUUGAGUAUUGUUAGCUGAAUAGAUUUAAGGCAAUAAGGUUCUUCAGCCUCUUAUUAAGCAAUAUAAUCAACUAUUUGUUUGUUUUUUCUUUUCAAUUUAAGAUAAACCAACCCUAAGUCGUGUGUAUAUAAAUAUGAAAACAGGUUGUAUCUACAGGGUAUUCUUUAUAAGUUCCAAAGUUGGCGAUUAUGUUUUUUUUUUAAUGUAGUUGUUAUUUUUGUUUUAAAAAAUAAAAUAUUGAAUAUGCUAAACUUAAUAUCUUUAAAAAAAAUUUAUAUUUCAUCUGUUUGAAAAUAAUACUUUCAAUAUUUAAAAAUAAAUAUUUUUUUUGAUCA